Messenger RNA from Myotis daubentonii (Daubenton's bat), 1372 nucleotides. It is a transcript of the gene MISO1, whose product is annotated as mitochondrial inner membrane subdomain organizer 1. NCBI's taxonomy places the organism in Eukaryota, Metazoa, Chordata, Mammalia, Chiroptera, Vespertilionidae. The record is from RefSeq and is a predicted model, not a curated record.
AAAGCAUAGUGAUGAAUCACAAAAACAAUAUGUAAUUAUAGAUGUGUUUCCCGAUGGUCUUAGGCGACCCCUGUGAAAGGGUUGUUCGACCCCCAAAGACAUCGCGACCCACAGGUUGAGAACCACUGUGCUAGAUGAAGUGAUGUGCAUUCGUGAGUGGUGGGUAUGUAGGUGUGAACUGAUCAGGCCUCCACGCUGCCAGAACAUCAGCAUCAUCAUGGCCGUAGCUGGAAUAUCAUUACUUCUAAGAAGUGUUCGGCUGACAGCAAAAUUUGCAAGUUCUUCAGACAUUCCAGUAGAAUUUAUAAGAAAGAAUGUUAAACUACGAGGACGAUUACGCCGACUAACUGAGGAUGUUUUAGAAAUUGAACAUAUUCCUAUUACUUUACCUAUUAUAUCGUCAUGGAGAAAAGAGCCCUGUGGUGUUUUGCUGGUUAAGCUGGCUGGAGUAGAACUCACGAAAUCUGGGAAGGUGUGGUUACAAAAAGAACUAAAACCUUCCCAACUACUGUGGUUCCAGCUUCUCGGAAAGGAGAAUUCAGUACUCUUUUGCUACCUUUUAGUGAAUAAGGGUAGAUUUUUUAAUGUGAAUCUAAAUGAAGACAUUUUGAGAAGAGGCCUUGGCAAAACUGUUUUUGUUAAAGGACUAAAUCAUGAUUCUAAAAUGUAUUGGAAAAUUCACAAACGCUUACUUAAAGCUGAAUUAACAGCCUUAAAAAAGGGAGAAGGAAUAUGGAAGGAAGAAUAUGAAAAAAAAUCUUAUUUGGAAAAAUUCAAAGAGUACUGGGGAGAAUAUUGGAAGAAAGAUAGUUAUUUAAAAAAAAUUGGAUCAGAUUUCAACCUGAAAAAAGAAAGUUAUUAUGACAAAUUUAGAAGUACUUAUGAAGCAUGGAAAGACAACUCCUUAAUACUGAAGUUCAGAGAACUUAUGAGUCGCAUACACUUUCGUAGAAAAGGGUGAAAUAUUCCAAGAGGUCUAGAGGUGACCUACUCUGAAAAGAGUAAAAUAUGUAAACUAUAUGGACAUAUUUCAUUGAAUUGAAAUGGGAAUUUCUCAAAAUGACCAAGUUGUAUUUUCAUGGUAUUUAAAUAUUUAAGAGAUGAUUGUUAUAAAGGUGACAUCAGAAUAAUUUAAACAAAAUGUGAUUAAUGUAAUAUGCUUUUAGGAAAAAUUAAACACUCUAUAAAAAUGUACCAGGUUGGGGGAUGUAUACAUGUUGUGCUGAUAUUUGAAGAGAGAAUUUAAUUGUAUGGGUCAUUGUGUUCUUUAGUUAUUUUGGGCAGCCAUAUUUAAGUUUUUUUUUUUAAGAGAAUAUUUCUUCCAGUUUUAUCAGCUUUGAUUAUUUAUAAUAAAGGAGCUGUUUAUAACCCA